GGGUUUUAUCUGCAGCUUGCCUUGCAAAUUACCCACCAAACAACAAUGAGAUUUACACUUACUUCUUCACCAAUCCGUCUAUUUCUUCUCCGCUCUUUCAAGUAUCCUAGGCCUCUAUGCUCCCAAUCAGCUUGUCUCAACGAAUCGAUUUCAUCAGAAUACCCAUUUUCGGAGAAUCCUGAAAGAAACUUGGAAUUUUCCGAGAAAAUCACCUCAGACUUCUAUUCGCUCCGAAACCCAACUUUCUCAGAAUCCGAACACACUCGUUACACCUUACCCACUUUAGAGUCCACAGAUUUAACACAAACUAGUGUGAUAAACACUCUUUUAAGCUACAAAAACGAUCCACUUUCAGCUUUGAGACACUUUAAUCUGGUUGAACAGAAGCGAGGUUUUUCCGAAAGCCUCUAUUCAUUCGGUGUUUUGCUUCACAUUCUGAUGAAAAGCUCAACGACUCAUGGGCAGGCGCGCAAUUUGCUCGAUCAAUACGUUUCGGGCUUUUCCGGACCAACAUCGAUUGCUCUUGUUGACUACUUGAUCGAGUGUGCAAAAAGGUUCGAUUUUGAUUUAGAUUCGAGAGUUUUCAAUUACUUGUUGGAUAGUUAUGUUAAAGCUGGUGAAAAAAAUGAUGCUUUUGAGUGUUGUUGUAGAAUGAUGGAGCGUAAUAUAAUUCCUCGGGUUGAACUGGUAAACAAAGUUUUGACCGAUUUGGUUAAAAGAAACUUUAUUGAUGAAGCGAAAGAAUUGUACAAUAAAAUGGUUUUGAGAGGUGUGAGUGGUGAUCGAGUAAAAGUUAGCACUUUUUUAAGAGGAGAGAAGAAUCAGCAAAACCCUUAUUUAGAUGAUACUUCAAAUCAUCGUCAAAACCCUAGUGAUUUUAACACUGAGAACCACAGCUCUAUAGAUUCUCAGCACAUACCAAACGGGGUUUAUGUGGGUGGUUCAAGGAGUUAUAGGGAAAGCACUACAACUGAUUACCAGAAUAAUGCAUUUCAACAAACUGUUAACUUUAGUGGGUAUAAUUUGAAUAAUAAUGGACAACCGCAAAUAAACCCUAAUGGGGCUCAAGCACAAAUGUCUUGGGGUGGACAUUAUAAUAUGCAGAAUCAGUAUGGUCCUGUUAGGGAGGGAGGUGGAGAAGCAAGCCAAAAGCUUCACGUUAAUGGGAGUGUUAUGCAGAAUGCUGGGCAAUAUCAGCAAAUCUCAAGUGAUCAUCAUACUGGAAAUUUUGGAAUUGAUCAUAAUAGCCCAAGUGACAAUCUGCAGAACCAAAAUGCUGGACAAUAUCAGCAGAAUCCUAAUGUAGGACAAUGUUUGUCCUACUCAAAUGAGAUUCAUGACAGAAUGGUGACUUCUCAAGUGGUAACUAACCCUAUAUCUGGGGAGGAAUCAGCAGAGGCCUCAGAAAGUAGCCAAAAUAAUGGUACCCUGGAGGAGUUGGAUAGUUUCAUCGAGGAAGGAAAAGUGAAAGAAGCUGUUGAAGUUUUAGGGUUAUUAGAAAAGCAAUGUAUUCCAGUUGAUUUGCCACGAUUGGUUCAGCUAAUGCAGGCGUGUGGGGAAGCCAAAGUUUUAGAAGAAGCAAAAGCUGAGCAUGAACACAUUGUAAGAACAAUGACCCCACUUAAAGUCAGCAGCUACAAUAGGAUCUUAAAAAUGUAUUCAGAAUGUGGCUCUAUGGAUGAUGCAUUUAAUGUAUUUAAUAAUAUGGGGCAACGCAAUUUGACAUCUUGGGACACUAUGAUAACGGGCCUUGCAAAAAAUGGUCUAGGGGAGGAUGCAGUUGAUCUCUUCUCUCAAUUCAAGCAAGCAGGACUGAAACCAGAUGGUCAGAUGUUUAUCAGGAUUUUCUCUGCCUGUAGUGUUUUGGGUGAUGCUGAUGAGGGAAUGCUGCAUUUUGAAUCAAUGAUCAAGGACUAUGGUAUUAUUCCAUCUAUGAAGCAUUAUGUGAGUAUAGUUGACAUGUUGGGAAGCAUAGGGUAUUUAUAUGAAGCCCUGGAGUUUGUUGAAAAAAUGCCAAUGGAGCCAAGUGUUGAUGUUUGGGAGACACUGAUGAAUCUUUGCAGAAUUCAUGGGAACUUGGAGCUUGGUGACCGAUGUGCUGAGCUUGUUGAACAACUAGAUCCUUCCCGUUUGAAUGAGAAGUCAAAGGCAGGCCUUGUACAAGCUUCGGAUCUUGUAGAAGAGAAAGUAAAGAAGAAAAUGGCAAGUCAAAAUCCUCUAGAAAUUAGGAGCAGGGUCCAUGAAUAUCGAGCAGGAGAUAAAUCUCAUCCGGAGACUGAUAGGAUAUAUACUCUUAUAAGAGGUUUGAAGUCUCAAAUGAAAGAAGUUGGUUACAUUCCGGAGACAAAAUUUGUGUUACAUGACAUUGAUCAAGAAAGUAAGGAGGAAGCUCUUCUUGCUCAUAGUGAGAGACUUGCUCUAUCACAUGGUCUCCUCAACAGCCCAGCCCGUGCUACCAUCCGGAUAAUAAAGAACCUUCGGGUUUGCGGUGAUUGCCAUACUGCACUGAAAGUCAUCUCGAAAAUUGUUGGUAGAGAAUUCGUUAUACGAGAUGCUAAGAGAUUCCACCAUUUUAAAGAUGGAUUGUGCUCCUGUCGGGACUAUUGGUGACGAUAAUUUAGUCCAAGCCAAAGAAGAAGGGAAAAACAUCACUGAAGGAGUAAUGCCUUAGAUAUUUUACCCCCAGGUAUCUUAUUGUUCACAGGUGAAUGAUAUCUUGUUGGUUAAUUGAUUGAUUUAGAAGGUUGUCAGACUCUGAGUCUAGUAUGGCACACUACAGUGCAUAAAAAAGAUGUCAACUUUAUUGUAGAUUCAGUAGGAGUGGAGGAUAUCAGAUACAGAGAAAAGGGGGUUGUUUCUAAUCCCAGGGCAAAAUAUGCUGCAGGCCUUAAAGAAAACACCAGAGCUCAGUGAUAUGGCUUGAACCAAGGGCAGUGUGCACAAACUGCAUAGAAUUGUUGUGUCAAAAGCUAAUGUGAGCAUUGUUCUACUUUAGUUACUUCACAACUGGGCUGUCUUGAGUGGAGCGGAAACUUGCUGGCAAUCUUUUUUGCUGUCAGUUGCCCUUUUGAUGGCUAAAAAGGAUGCACCUUUGGUUAAAUUGGUAAUUAUUUGAUGUACGGUAAAGUUAGAUUAGUUUCUUUCUCAGCUAGAAUUCAAAGCAAUCCUGAUUGGUAAAAAUCCCACAAAUCAGAAUUGUAAUUAGAAAUGCCAAAUCUAAUAAGGCUAUGAUGCUUCUCCUCUUUGUGUUCCCUUUAAAAUGAAACAAACUACAGUGUUAACUAUAUUCUAUAGUACUAAAUGGGGUUAAAUACUUAAAUCUCAAUAAUGAUAGACGAUUUUGAUCUAA
This is a messenger RNA of Pistacia vera, 3349 nucleotides long. RefSeq names its product pentatricopeptide repeat-containing protein At4g32450, mitochondrial-like. Gene Ontology annotation, biological process: RNA modification. NCBI's taxonomy places the organism in Eukaryota, Viridiplantae, Streptophyta, Magnoliopsida, Sapindales, Anacardiaceae. The transcript has 2 exons. The coding region runs from base 46 to 2610 and encodes 854 amino acids. The record is from RefSeq and is a predicted model, not a curated record. Gene Ontology annotation, molecular function: zinc ion binding; protein binding; RNA binding.